CAUGCCCCUGCUGCGCCGGGACCGCCUGCUGACCCUGCUGCUGCUGGGCGCGCUGCUCUCCGCCGACCUCUACUUCCACCUCUGGCCCCAGGUGCAGCGCCAGCUGCGGCCCCGAGAGCAGCCGCGGGGCUGCCCGUGCGCCGGCCGCGCCUCCUCCCCGGCCCCGGCCCCCGCCGCAGCCUCCUCGGACCCGCGUACGGCCGCGCACAACUUUUCCCGAGCCGGGCCCCCGGCCGAGCAGGACGGCGGCGGCCGCAGCGGCCCCGGCUCCAAGCUGCAGGCCCUCUUCGCCCACCCGCUGUACAACGUCCCGGAGGAGCCGCCUCUCCUCGGGCCCGAAGACUCGCUCCUGGCCAGCCAGGAGGCGCUGCGGUAUUACCGGAGGAAGGUGGCCCGCUGGAACAGACGACAAAGGAUGUACAAGGAGCAGCUGAACCUUACUUCCUUCGACCCCCCACUGCAGCUUCGACUCGAGGCCAGCUGGGUCCAGUUCCACCUGGGGAUCAAUCGCCACGGGCUAUACUCCCGGUCCAGUCCUGUCGUCAGCAAACUCCUCCACGACAUGAGUCGCUUUCCCACCAUCAGUGCUGAUUACAGCCAGGACGAGAAAGCCUUGCUUGGGGCGUGUGACUGCACGCAGAUUGUGAAACCCAGUGGGGUCCACCUCAAGCUUGUUCUGCGGUUCUCGGACUUCGGGAAGGCCAUGUUCAAACCCAUGAGACAGCAGCGAGAUGAAGAGACGCCCGAGGACUUCUUCUAUUUCGUUGACUUUCAGAGACACAAUGCUGAGAUUGCCGCUUUCCAUCUGGACAGGAUUCUGGACUUCCGACGGGUGCCACCAACAGUGGGAAGGCUAGUCAAUGUCACCAAGGAAAUCCUGGAGGUCACCAAGAAUGAAAUCCUGCAGAGCGUUUUCUUUGUCUCUCCAGCCAGCAACGUGUGCUUCUUUGCCAAGUGUCCAUACAUGUGCAAGACUGAAUACGCUGUCUGUGGCAACCCACACAUGCUAGAGGGUUCCCUCUCCGCGUACCUGCCAUCUCUCAACCUGGCCCCCAGGCUGUCUGUGCCCAACCCGUGGAUCCGCUCCUACUCACUGGCAGGAAAAGAGGAGUGGGAGGUCAAUCCACUUUACUGUGACACAGUGAAACAGAUCUACCCGUACAAUAGCAGCAACCGGCUCCUCAACAUCAUCGACAUGGCCAUCUUCGACUUCUUGAUAGGAAACAUGGACCGUCACCAUUAUGAGAUGUUCACCAAAUUUGGGGAUGAUGGGUUCCUUAUUCACCUUGACAAUGCCAGAGGGUUUGGACGACACUCCCAUGACGAAAUCUCCAUCCUCGCGCCGCUCUCCCAGUGCUGCAGGAUAAAAAAGAAAACACUUUCGCACCUGCAGCUGCUGACACAAGCCAACUACAGACUCAGUGAUGUGAUGCGGGAGUCACUGCUAGAAGAUCAGCUCACCCCCGUCCUCACAGAGCCCCACCUCCUUGCCCUGGAUCGGAGACUCCAAAUCAUCCUGAAGACAGUGGAGGAGUGCAUAGAGGUCCAUGGAGAGCACAGUGUCAUAGCCAGCGGCCCAGCAGAACAGUCGGCCCCAGACUCUGGCCAGGCCAACUUGACAAGCUAGGGGCUGGACAAGUCAAAUUUCAGAAACUACACCUGGAGCCGGCAGGGGACUCUGGAGUGUGGACCUCACGCUCACAUCCCCCAUCAAUGCUAGAGGUUCUGGGUCAUGAGCUCAGAAAGCAGAUAGGGACACUGGGAUGAUUCUAAAAGAGCAAAAGAAGUGGGAUCCACCGAACUUUCUUCCUUGGUGCACUGCUUGGACUGCCUUGGCUCCCUCUUUCCAAGAACGGAUUGUUUCAUCAACAACACAGAACACUUCCUGAGCCCACUGGGAAAUCUGGAUGUGGGUCAGGUUCGGAAGGUCUGGAAGCCCUGCUCCUAGGAGAGUAUUAACUCUAACAAAUAAAAUAAAAGGACAUCAAGUGGAUACCCAACUGACCUCCGCAUCCUUAUUAUAUCUACAAGGAUAAUUCCCAGUCCAGCUAAACAGCUGGCACAUUGCUAGCAGACAAAACAUCUACCGAUGGUAACUGUCCAACCGGGUCAAAGUAGACCUCACACUUUCUACUUACAUUCCAGUCACUGUAGCCCAAUCUGAAUACAAUAAUCCCUACCAACCGGUCCUAAAGUACUUUCUCAGAAAUAUUAUUACAAGACGUAAAAAUAAUAUAAGGAUUCGCUCAAAAUAUCAGAAAAGGGAUGUUUUCAUCGGAGAGUAUUUAAUAUCAACUGAAAUAACAUCAAGUAUGUCAAGAGUAGCAUCCAGUAACAACAGAAGGGGUUUCAAUGAAGGGAAAACAAGGGUGGCCUUGAAGGUGGGAUAGCGUGUGAACAGGCCCAGCAGGUGCAUGAGCCUAGAUUAAGGAAGGAGAAAGCCAGGGCUUACCAUAGCCCACUGCUCACAAGCCUCUUUCCCAUAAGACCCCAGAAAUUGCCCCACGUUCCCCCAACAGAAGGAGGCCAUCUAGAGAGGUCUGACACUCUGGACAACGCCCCCCCUCCCCCCCCGCCGCCAGCUGCUUGCUCAAGAAGGACUAAAGUUUACUUUCUCAGCCUCCCUUAAAAGUGGACAUAUCAGGGAUUCCAUCUCCUCAACCGUCUCCCAACUGACUUGCUGACAUUAAACUCCUUUAAUAGGAGACUUUGUUUCUUAUCCCAUAAUUCAUGACUGAAAACACAAAUGACAGAAAUGUACUCAUACUACGCAGUGACUGAGUCAGUCAACAAUUAAAAAUUCCUCAUUUCAUCAGAUCAACUUUCCUGAUAAAGGCCAGAGGCCAGAGGGCGGUAGAAAAAAGUUGUCACUAAAGAAGGUACAAGGUCAAGAACUAGAGAUGUCAUCCAAGAGUUCCGCACUGUGUCCAAAGACAGCCUCAAUAGGUUCAACAAGGGGUGCCACCCUGGCACCCCACAUUAUUGGGACAGUGCCCCUGAACCUUAUGUCUCCAUGACAGUGACAUCACUAUCAUUCACUGAGCUCUUACCAUGUGCAAGAUUGUACACACAGGUUGCCAAUCCUCCUGAACACAGAUAAACUCCCCCACAUCCGAUGUAAGGCUCAGAAAACCUAACUACAAUCACACAACUGAAGGAUUCAAACCUACUGCAAAGUGUUCUUUCCACGGUAACACAAAAACUCAAUAGUAUCUCAACCAAUUUAUUUUUCUUAUAUUUGUUUGCUUAAAAGAAAUCAACUCCUUUAAAGAGGAACCUUAAUCAGACUUCUGUUACAAAGGUGACUCUACCACAGCUCAGGGCUUCCCAAGUCAUGAACUGAUUCUCCUCUUUCAGGCCAGGAUUUCCCUUUGGAGGACGGACUCGGUAAUUACACACAGAGGAAUGGAAGAAAAAUAUUCAGGCAAAGGCAUUCAAAGAAUAGCACAAAUCAGUCUGGGACUUGCGAAUUGCAGAGCCUCAGGAAAGUGAGUUACAGCUCCAUCUCAAACCCAGCUAUUUCCAGGACAACAGACUGGUUUUCAAAUGGCCUAGUAAUAAAAAUGUUGCUGUAUUUUACAAACAGAGAGUAACAGAACUGAGUCUGACCACAAUAUGUGGAGUACCUAGAUACCUAACUAUUCAUUUUAAUAUUCCAUUAACUUUUCACUAAUAACAAAAUUAAGACUCUAUCAUUUGUUGAAAAUACCAGAAAACAAGAUUCCACUCUUAGAACUAUCAAGUUCUUCCAACGUUUUCAUUUUGGGCCACUGUUAAACUUCCCAUCACAUAAAAAUUCUCCUGUCUCCAUGUAAGAACUUUUCACGUUACUACAGACAGCAAACUAAACACUGAAAGGGAACUGUAUGGUAUUCGAGUUUGUGAAUGGGGUUUAGAGGAAAUCCUUUUAGCCUUCUCAAAGGUGAGGACGACAAUUUGAGUUGAAGACUAAAAAAUACAGUUGAUUCUCUUAUUUGUGAUAGUUUUAUAAAGUCACCAUGGACACUGAAUUAGCGGAUACUGAAGCGUUUGUUCCUAGAGGAAAUACAGAGUUAAGUUCCUGUGAGCCUCUGGUUAUAUUUUUGUUAACCAACUAAUACAUAAUCUUGCUUCAUGCAUGAAGGUGUGUUAAAGACACCUUAUUUAAUAUGUAUUGUUAAUUCAAUAACAUUGAACUCCUGGGCAAACAGUACUGUAACUCACGCCUGAAAGAAGCUGAUCAGAUACACUUAUUUUCCCCAUAAGGCAGACCACAGCCUUCUUGCCCAUAGGAACCCUAGCGAAUACUUCAGCACUACAUUUGAGGGCCAUUUUAACAGUGAAAUCACCAACAAACAGCACAAAAAUGCAAAAAGUGGCACUAAAGAGACCAUGAAGAGGACAUCUGAUUACAGUAUGAGAGCCAAAAGAAGGCAAAGCAUUCGAACUCAGCUGGGCACAGAGAAUUUGAAGACUCAAAUUCUUCACCACUCCACUCGUCACAGAACAACUGUGAGAGGGCUGCAAAUGUUGAUUUUGGGGUUACAAAUUUGCAAACACAGCACCCAUGAUUAAUGAGGAUCACUGUAACUCAUUUUGAAAUUAACAAAGAUGGUAAAAAAGCUCUCCAUCUAGUGGUGACUUUUAAAAUCACAAAGCCACUGAAGUCACAGCUCUGAACUUAGGUCAAUAAACAAAUUUUAACUUUGUAUGUACACAACAACACUGAUUUCUAUUUAAAGCUCCAGAGGGUAAGAAGGGAGAGAUUUAGGAUUCCCCCCUUUUUAACUCUCCUAUCAAUAGCCUUUACUGAGAGCUAUUUUGAGAGAGACUUUGGGGGACACAUUAAAGGGUGAUGUAGUCAUUGCUUCUCAAUAAUUGUUUUAGCUCAUCUAGAAAUACACUGCCAGGGCCUUAAGAAAAUACUAAGAAGGUUCAGCUAUUAAUCUGUGGUUGGAGAUAAAGCAGUAUUAAGAAAACCGAGAGAGGGCAGGCCCCAUGGCACAGUGGUUAAGUUCAGCAUGCUCCACUUAAGCAGCCCAGAUUUGCAGGUUCAGAUCCUACACUGCUUGUCAGCCAUGCUGUGGCAGCAACCCACAAAUAAAGUGGAGGAAGACUUGUACGUGCUACCUCAGGGCUAAUCCUCCUCAAAAAAGAAAAAGCAACGGGAGAUUCAAUAGAGCAUGGCUGAAAUCAAUGACUGGAGGAAAUAAAACCAUUUUUUAAAAAAAGGAAAGAAAUAAAACUGACAUCAUGCUACUUCAAGUUUAAAAUGUCAAUAUUUAAGUCAUGAAGAAACAAAAAACGAUUCUAUAUGAGCAAAUGUUUUAGAGGGAGAAUUAAACUAUAAGCAGUACAGUCAAGAGUAACUAAAGAAACAAAAUUUUCUUCAGUUAUAUUCUGUUGUGACUCUAAAGGUUCCAACUCUGAUGGGUUGAGGGAAGACUACUGAAUGAGGACAAGGUGCAUGUGUUAUCAAGCAGCACAAAUUAAAGAAUGCUCUAGAAUACAACAUAUCUCCAACUUCAUUGGAUGUAAAGAAAUUAAUACCAAUACACUAAUGAGUACAACUUAAUUAUUUCACUGCUCAGAAAUGAGGAACAUCAGAAAUAAGACUUUAUAUACACAAAAUAUACAAGCAUACCUAAAUAUCUAAAUGCAUCUGUUAAACUUAAACCAAAGAAUAUGGUGACAAAGAAAUGAUGUUCCCCCGUUAAGCCUGGGAAAGUUCCAAGGCCAGUGAACCAGUUUGUCUUCAAUAAAAAGGAAAUCUUUGCCUUUUGAUUUAAUCUUUUCCUUCCAUUACUCAGUAAACAGAUCUGCCACAUCUCAAUUACCCUUUAAGCAAGGUUUUCAGAUUCAUUCUUCGACAAACCAGCAUGGAAAACACUGAAAACAAACAUUUUACUCUUGCAAAAUACUGAUCCUAUAAUUCACUUUCUAUUUUCAUUCUUGCCCACCAGAUUAUGAGAUUCUGGGGGAGAGGAAGAAGGAGAGAAAGAAAGGAGAAAGGGAAGAAAAACUGAUUCAUUUAAGAAUUUAAAUUAAUUUUUUUUAUUACUUGACCUACCGUUAAGACAAUCUAUAACAAAAAGAAUAGAGUAUAUUAGCACACAGAGUAUAAUCAGACUAGUAACCAGGAAACAACACAAAAUGGUCCUUUGGCCAUCUAUACUUUCUACAGCAACAGAUCUCAAAAAUUCACUUACCAAGCCCAGAAAUAAUGACUUCUAAAGCUCUGGAUAUCAACUCAGACAAAUUACGCCAAUUGUGAUUUCUCACAUAUACUCAGAUUGCACAAAGAUAAAGCUUUAAAUGUGGUAAUUUUUAAAUUUAGACUUAAAAUUUCUUAGAUUAAAAACUACAAAAGGGAGUAAACAGCAAGCCAAAUGAUUUAAGAGGAAAACUCAUUUAGAAAGCAUUAUACGUAUCUAAAUAUACAAGAACAUGAUUAUAUACAUAUAUGAAACUGUGCAAAUUUAUGGCAUUCUAAAUAAUUCAUUUAGGUACAGUUUGGCAUUUAAACAAAGAUCAAAUCAAGCUUUAAGCUAACGAGAACAUAAUUUUUAUUUUUAACUUUUUAAAUAUAAAAAGGUAGCUAAACACAAAAUACAGAUCAGAAAACCCUCAUCUAAUGUAGAUUUUGAAAAAUAAAAAAUUUGUAAUAAGGUGGCUUUCUAUCCCACAAUAAUGUAAAUAAAACCUCUUUCCCAGAUUUAUACUUCAAAGUUAGUAACAACCUAAAAACUGUUCAUAUCUAUGAAAAGAAAACCUACCAUGACCAAUUUAAAUUGCCUGGGAAAGAGUAGGAGACGGGAUUCAUAAUGAGAGCCAAUUGCACACAGAUGGAAAAAUGCUUGCAGUCACUCCCAAGUAUAACUCUACCUUAUAUAUAAACCACAAUGAAAAGAAAAGUGCCCAGAUUAUGGAACUGUGAAAUUUUGCUUAAAAAAAUAAUAAAAAUAAAUGGUUGGGUAUCAUUGGUGCACAUGGAAUAAUGUAACACAUAAGGUUGAUAAGGCUGGAAAAUACUGAAAUACAGUUAAGACUCAAAACACAAGUUUACUUUAAAAAAACAAAAAAGUUUGCCAGAGAAAUAAAUGCUUGAUAGGAAAGCAGAACUUUCAGCAGGAUGGCCUUUUAGACCAAUUUGAAACAACACAGACACAUCCUACCCUACCUCCUGCAGCACACCGUAAGUUCUAGCUGAUGUACAAAGGAAGGAAAAAAGUUAAACCGAAGUAAAAAAAAAAAAAAAAACCCUCAAAUCUCAUGCCCCAAUGAAUUUAGUGGGGCAAAGUUCCCAACACUGAACUUUGUCCACCGGGCAUUUCUCCCUUUAGCAACAUCACCUCCAUCUUUCUGUUAUGACAUUUGUUCCAUCUAUUCUAUCUAUCCCCAGCACAUCCAAUCUCCUUGAUCAGUAUUUAAUGAGCACAGAUUAUCCUGCAGUCAACUGAAAGAUGCACAUUAACCAAAAGCUCCAAGUUAACAAUCAAGAGUGUAGACCUCAAAUUCUCAUUCUCAAUUCAGCAUCUAUAGUCAAUAUUUGGCACUAGCUGGAUAAAUAAAGGUCUACUCAGAAUUUGUGAGCUGAGGCAGAUGCAGUUAAAUCAUAAUCCAAUAUUUGCAGCCUAUGAUUUUGGUUUCAAAAGGCAGGUGUACACAGCCACACCUAAACAUUAUUUUAGAAUUGGAGAGGGAACAUUAACAACAUGAUAUAAACAAAACCAGGCAAAUUUGCUCAACAAAAAUUCUAGUUGAAAAGAAAAAACUGAACAGAUCAUAUCCACCUGAUAAUUAGCAAAAAUGGGCAUUUUUCCACCUUUCAACUAGUUUAAACACAGGCAGAUGUCUUUCUACUAUACUAAGAUUUUUCUACAUCCAUUUUUUUCUAAUCCUUAGAGCUUAAUGAGAAACCAUUUAUUCUAUAAAGAAAUACAGCACAUAUGGCCACAGUCUGAAAUAUGCUUAUGAUAACU
Molecule: messenger RNA, 7961 nt
Organism: Equus quagga
Lineage: Eukaryota; Metazoa; Chordata; Mammalia; Perissodactyla; Equidae
Gene: FAM20A
Product: FAM20A golgi associated secretory pathway pseudokinase
Exons: 11
Coding region: 2-1627 (541 amino acids)
Cellular component (GO): Golgi apparatus
Molecular function (GO): protein serine/threonine kinase activator activity
Source: RefSeq, a predicted model, not a curated record